Messenger RNA from Amblyraja radiata (thorny skate), 2065 nucleotides. It is a transcript of the gene wasf2, whose product is annotated as WASP family member 2. The record is from RefSeq and is a predicted model, not a curated record. Bases 239 to 1717 code for a protein of 492 amino acids. Lineage: Eukaryota; Metazoa; Chordata; Chondrichthyes; Rajiformes; Rajidae. Gene Ontology annotation, biological process: actin cytoskeleton organization; positive regulation of Arp2/3 complex-mediated actin nucleation. The transcript has 10 exons. Gene Ontology annotation, cellular component: SCAR complex; cytoskeleton. Gene Ontology annotation, molecular function: actin binding; protein kinase A regulatory subunit binding; Arp2/3 complex binding.
GAGGGGAGGCGGGACUUGUGGAUGGCGAUGGCGGCGACGGGCGGGAGGUUAGAUCGUGAGUUUUGUGAAUUGACUGCAUAGAGCCAGGCCAUUACCUGUGUCAUAUUUGCGUGUGUUCGUGGCAAUCUACACGCCCAUUACUAUUGUGAGACAGCACACUUUUACAUCUGACUGGAGCUACAAAUGAGAGAAGUUUUUACAGAUCUCUUUCUUGAACGGUGCCUGAACCUGGACUACAAUGCCUUUAGUGACGAGGAACAUUGAACCGAGGAUACUUGUGUGUCAGCCUCUGCCCAGCAACGUCUUGAGUGGAAUUAGAGUGUGUGACAACACCACACUUUCAAAUGUCAUCAGGCAGCUCGGCAGUUUGAGUAGAUAUGCCGAAGACAUUUUUGGCGAGCUGUUUCAGGAAGCGGGCAAAUUUGCCAGCCGAGUAAACAGUCUCGGAGAACGGAUUGACCGGUUGCAAAUUAAAGUAACGCAGCUGGAUCCCAAAGUAGAAGAUGUUUCGCUACAAACUAUUAACCUGAGGAAAGCCUUCAAGAGCUCCACAAAUCAGGACCAGCAGAUGUUCCGUCGCUCCUCGCUGCCGAUUCCCAUUCACGACACGUAUAAUACUUGUGAUAAGCCACCGCCUCUUACAAUUCUAACCCCAUACAGGGAGGAUGGGAAAGACAGCCUUAAGUUUUACACAGAUCCGUCCUACUUCUUUGACCUCUGGAAAGAAAAAAUGUUGCAGGACACGAAGGACAUAAUGAAAGAAAAGAGGAAGCACAGGAAAGAAAAAAGGGACGUAUCAAAUAGAGGCAACUUGAAUCCACGAAAAAUUAGAACGAGGAAAGAGGAAUGGGAGAGGUUGAAAAUGGGCAAGGAGUUUGUGGAAGCAAAAUUGAUUGGUGAUGAUACUGGCAUGAAUGUCAACGACAUCAGCCCCAAUGGGAGUAUAAGCCCCAAUGGGAUUGAUGAGCAUGUCUACAGGACACACGGAGUCUAUCGUGACUCAGUCACUACUCCGCCAGCAUCACCUGGGGCUGACCUGCCACCCCCACCACCUGACUUUGGAUACGCAGCGGAUAAACAGGAUUCUUCCGUCUUUAAGAGGAGCAGUGUUGUCAGCCCGACUAUCCCUCCUCCAGCACCACCCCCUGGUCCACCAAUGGGAGGUGGAUUCUCCCCACCACCAGCUGCCCCAACCCUGCCCCCACCUUCCCCCUUCAUGGGCAUCGUGGGACCCCCCAUUUCCCCCCCGCCCCCACCUCCCUCCAUGGCCCCGAUACCGUUCAACCAACAUUUCCCCGGCAACGAUGCCCCAUCUAUGCCGCCCCCUCCUCCUCCCCCCACCGACCACUUCCCCGCCGCCCCGCCCCAAAUGGUCCCCCCGUCCACCGGCGGUGGAGCCCCCCCUCCUCCUCCUCCCCCACCCCCUCCCCCCGGUCCACCACCACCGCCCUCUUUUGGCAACGCUCCACCCCCUCCAGCUCAGCUCAAGGAGCAGAAGCCCAAGGUUGCCCAGGAGCCGGUGAGCGACCCAAGGACCAACUUGCUCUCCGCCAUCCGGCAAGGCUUCCAACUUCGCAAAGUCGAAGAGCAGAGACAGGAAGAGGAAAAGCGGGACCACAUUGGAAACGACGUGGCCACCAUCUUGUCGCGCCGCAUCGCGGUGGAGUACAGCGACUCAGAGGAGUCGGAGUUUGAUGACGAAGAAUGGUCCGACUAAGAUGUGCUGUCCCAACGCUUAAAGCACCAGCAGCCAAAGUCCUUUAAGAAAACGCAAAGCCAAACCUCCCAACAGUGCCUUCACACGGGUGUAGUACUCGCAUGUAUUAUUUGCACAGGGUCAGAAGCUGUUGGGAAGACACCAGACUAGCAAACACUUGGCAUUAUGGUGAGGAGUUAUGUAAUAUGAAGUGCCACAUUGACACAGCAGUCAGAUUAACUUGUAGUGUUCAGAAAAAGGCACAAAGUGUUGGAGUAACUCACGGGGCACGGUGGCGCAGCGGUAGAGUUGCUGCCUUACAGCACUCGCAGCGCCAGAGACCCGGGCUCGAUCCCGACUGCGGGUGCU